Drosophila subobscura is the source of this 2566-nucleotide messenger RNA. It is a transcript of the gene jub, whose product is annotated as LIM domain-containing protein jub. Gene Ontology annotation, biological process: negative regulation of hippo signaling; response to hypoxia; regulation of DNA-templated transcription. Bases 269 to 2410 code for a protein of 713 amino acids. Gene Ontology annotation, cellular component: transcription regulator complex; nucleus; adherens junction. Gene Ontology annotation, molecular function: transcription corepressor activity. Lineage: Eukaryota; Metazoa; Arthropoda; Insecta; Diptera; Drosophilidae. The transcript is spliced from 5 exons. The record is from RefSeq and is a predicted model, not a curated record.
UCCGCGGUCACACUGGGUCACACUGUUUCCCCAACAAAUCCGACAAAGAAAAUGCUGAAAAUUGAAGCCCAAGUCAAUGAAAAAUCAAAUUUCUGAUUGACAUUCAGCCCCGAGCAGUGCGCAAAGUGGAAAUUGACCGGCAAAAGCCGUUAGAUUCCAUUUGGGGCGACGUCGUCAACUCCCCCAUCCCCCGCCUGCAGAGUGUGAGUAAGAGAGAGAGCAGCGUCAGUGCGCAGCGAGGGAGUGAGAAGGAGGAAGGGGGAACAUAAUGACCACCCAGAGAACGCAACGAAAUGCCACCAGCGCCGCCUCCACGGAGUCCGACUACGAGACGCUCAUGCAGCGUCUACAUAUCGGGUCCGGCGGCGGUGGGGGUGUGGGCGGCGGCGGCAUGCGUGGCUACCAACGCUCGCCGGGGGCCAUCGAGAAUUUCAUCAACGAUGGUCAGCAGCAGAUGCAUCACCACCACCACCAACAGCAGCAGCAGGCACACGACUACAAGCUGUACGAGCGCGGCAACAUCAUAGCCGCCUCCAAAUACGCCACGCCCAAGUCCGUCGAGCAGCUGAUCAUCAAUGGAGGCGGCAGUCCACAGAUCUAUGCGCCCACCGCACAGGUGCUGGGCCAGCGCAUCGCACCGCAGAAGCACUCGCCCGUGUACGAGAAUCUCGAGUUCUACGGCCAGUUUGACUCGAAUCACAAGCGGGCCCAGCCGCAGAGCCCGGGUAGCCGGCAGAGCGCCAUGCUGAACGAUUAUCUGCUAAUGCAACCGAUUGGCGGCGGACGCUUUGCCCAUACGCCCGUGCCCGAGACGGUGGCGGUGACGCUGGCUGCCCGCGAGCCUCUGGAGGAGAUGGUGGCGCCCAUAUACGAGAACAUCAUACCACAUUCGGGGCAGCGUGCCCAGCCGCAGGCAUCGCCGGCCACGGCCACCAUGUACCAGGAAAUGCCGGGCAAUGUGGCCGCCGCCUCAUCAUCCACUGGACUGGAUCUCAACGCGCUGCUCUCGUCGCCCAUGCACCAGCGCAGCAUCAGCACGAACAACACACAGCAUGCCGCCGGCACGGUGGGCUCGCCCACCCAACGGUACAGGAAUCUGUCGCUGCCCAGUCAUCUGAGUCCCGUGCCACCGCCCUCAUCCUCGUCGCCGUCGCCCCUGCCAAUGUCCGUGUCCAAGCUGCAGCAGCACACGCCCAUCAAGCAGCAACCGGCUGGAGGCCACGGUGGCAUCAAUGUAUCGGUGAAUCCCAACUACAUUGAGGACAUCAACAGCUCGGACUAUGUCUGCAUGACGGCCAAUCUGAAUCGCAAUACGCUGGCUGCAUGCAGCAGCAGCUGCAGGCAUGCCGGCAGGGCAGCACAGCCAGCAACAGCUUCCGCAAUGCCACAGCGAGCAGUCCAGGAGACACCAACAGCAGCAGGAGCAGCAGCAGCAGCAGCAGCAUCAUCAGCGUCGUCCACAGCAAUAGCAUCGCUGCGUGCCACACCCAUAGCGAUGUCAGCACCCUUGGCAGUGGCCACAUCGCCCACGCCCUCACAGGGCAGCACAGGUCUAACCAAGAAUCUGCUGCCGUACAGCGUGACACCGCCGCGUCCGGCUGGUCCGACAGAGGCGCAGCGUAAAAUCGAGGAGCUCACAAGGCAGCUGGAGGAGGAAAUUGAGCAAAGUGAGGAGCAUGGCGAGUACUUUGGCAUUUGUCACACCUGCGGGGAGAAGGUGAAGGGUGCCGGACAGGCGUGUCAGGCCAUGGGUAAUCUUUAUCACACGAAUUGCUUCAUUUGCUGCUCCUGCGGCCGAGCGUUGCGUGGCAAGGCCUUCUAUAAUGUGCAUGGACGUGUCUACUGCGAGGAGGAUUACAUGGUAGGACCCCCACUACCCCCCGUUCGUGCGUCUCCUAACUCUCCUUUACCUUUCUGCCUCCCUCUCUCUCAGUAUUCGGGCUUCCAGCAAACGGCGGAAAAGUGCGCCAUUUGUGGGCAUUUGAUUAUGGAAAUGAUAUUGCAGGCCAUGGGCAAGUCGUAUCAUCCGGGCUGCUUCCGCUGCUGCGUAUGCAACGAGUGCCUGGACGGGGUACCCUUCACCGUGGAUGUGGAUCAUAAGAUCUACUGUGUCAAUGACUAUCAUCGCAUGUUCGCUCCAAAAUGCGCCAGCUGUGGCAAAGGCAUUACACCCGUUGAGGGCACCGACGAGACCGUUCGUGUCGUGUCCAUGGACAAGGACUUCCAUGUGGAUUGCUACAUAUGCGAGGAGUGCGGCAUGCAGCUGACAGAUGAGCCGGAUAAGCGUUGCUAUCCAUUGGACGGGCGCUUGCUAUGCCGCGGCUGUCACCUGCAGCGUCUGGCCCUGCAAUCAUCUCCGCACACACGCCACCAGGAGCCAGUGUGUGCCUCCUAUCAGUAUAUGGGCUAAAGACUGCACCUGCCCGCCCGUCUGCCUGCCUCCUCCUCCUCCUCCCACUACACCACUGACUGAGAGAGCAAACAACAAAAUUAUUCCAAUAUCAAAAUAUUAUCUUAAACAAAAUGAGAAGACAAACAGCAACAAAUGCAUUUAUAUACGAAAGGA